AUGGUCGCCGAAGCUACGGCCACCCAGCAGGCAUUGGAGGAACAAGUCACCCAAAUGUCUUCGCACGGGAGAAACCGUGAAGAUUCUCUUCGGGUCCCUCGCGAGAAAAUCGCGACCAUAGAAGAAGAAGCCACCACCAUGUCGUCCCAUGAGUCGGACAAACUCCUCCGCUGGCUUUUACAAGUCAGCACUGCAGCUGACGCUCAGCGUAUCUCCGACGACGCCACCCGAGUAGCUUUCGCGAUGUCGUAUUUGAAGAGUCGUGCGGAAGAUUGGGCGUUCUCGAAACGCUUGACGGACCGCCACUGCUUUCCAUCUUUCGCGGUCUUUGAGACCGAACUCAAGGCAAUAUACCUGCCACCCAACAGCGACUUUCGUUAUCGCUCGCAAUACUACUCUGUUCUGGCUGAAGGCCCAUUUGACUUUGGAUUGGCGGAAUUUUUCUAA
Messenger RNA from Aphanomyces astaci, 447 nucleotides. RefSeq lists its product as hypothetical. The coding region runs from base 1 to 447 and encodes 148 amino acids. NCBI's taxonomy places the organism in Eukaryota, Oomycota, Saprolegniomycetes, Saprolegniales, Verrucalvaceae. The transcript has 3 exons. The record is from RefSeq and is a predicted model, not a curated record.